GUGACACACAACCAGCUGCUCAUUUUCAUGAUGGAAAUCUUUAAUCAUGUGCUCCUGGGUUUGUGUGGACUGCAUCUGUUGGUGAACGGCAGCACAAAUGUGGAUUCAUCCUGGAGGCUGUGGACAAGUGCUAACAACAGAUGGUCCUCAGUUCGAAGGAGCAGAGCUGUGAGCAGACCGGAGCCCAUCAACUGUAAACUGGGCGGCUGGUCAUCCUGGACACCCUGUGAUUCCUGCACUGACAAACAGUUACGUUUCCAGUACUUAGAGAAACCUUCCCAGUUUGAUGGUCAAAAGUGUCUUGAGACGUUGUGGGACAGGCUGGCGUGUCCAAGAGCAACCAGCCAGUGUUUGGUACCUGAUCACUGUGGAGCGAGCUUCACCUGCCCAGAAACAGGCCGCUGCAUCAGCCAGUCUCUUCGCUGUAAUGGAGAAUCAGACUGCGAUGACUUCUCUGACGAAGACCAGUGUGAAAGUUUCAACCUACGAGACGAUAAGUGUUCCAACUUCAUGACGAUUCCUGGAGCCGAGCGAGGCACACAGGGCUAUAACAUCCUGACCAGAGAUUUUAUGAAUCAAGUACUUGACCCUCAGUACUUUGGUGGGAAGUGUGAAUAUGUUUAUAAUGGAGAAUGGAGGAAACUCAGCUAUGACUCAUUCUGUGAGAACCUUCACUACAACGAAGACGAGAAGAACUACAGGAAGCCUUACAAUUAUCACACCUACCGCUUUGUGGCUGAAGCCACAUCUAAAGGCUCCCAUGAAUAUUUUGAGGACAUGCAAAGCCUGCUGGAGGCGAGGAAGAGCAUGUCGUCCUCCAUGGCCAGCUUCUCAGUUGGGAUCCAGUUCGUGGAGGUUGGACUGCAGGGCAGCUCCGAGUCAGAGUUUCUGAAGAACCUAACCAAACAUUACAGCCAGGACCUCGGGUUCAUGAGACUCUGGUCAAAAGUGGAAACGGCGCGCUUCAAAAUGAGGACUGAUCAGCUGAUGCUGCAUGAAGACUUCUACGUGUCCCUCAUGGAGCUUCCUGAGAAGUAUGACUUUGGCAUGUACUCCAGCUUUCUCAACACGUUUGGGACCCACUAUGUGACGGAGGGAACCAUGGGAGGCAUUCUGGAAUACGUGUAUAUCAUCAAUAAAACAGCCAUGGCGCAGUCAGAAAUCAAUGCUCAGACUCUUCAGUCCUGUUUCGGAGCCUCUCUUGGUUUGAGUUAUCCUGUUGAAGAAGGCAUGUCAUUGGGCUUUAAGGUGAAAGCUAGCCAAUGUGAUAAAAACAAGGACAUAUCUGAUGAGUCGUCCUCUAACAAAGCUCUGGUUCAGGAUGUGCUCACGAUGGUGAAAGGGGGGAUCACAGAGACCGGCUCAGGCCUGCUGGCCAUCAGAAACACAGACACGUACAGGAAGUGGGGGGCUUCUCUCAAAUACAGCCCAGCACUGACGGAGUUUGAGAUCAUGCCCAUUCAUGAAGUUGUGAGCUUCAGUAGUGCUGCUGAGCACGCAGGAGCACGAGUAUCUAACCUGCAGAAGGCCUUGGAUGAGUACCUGCAGCAGUUUGACGCUUGUCGAUGCGCCCCCUGCAGACACAAUGGGAUCCCGGUCCUGUCUGGCACCUCCUGCAGCUGCAUCUGUAAGUCAGGCUACCAGGGGGUGGCCUGUGAGGAAACGCUCAGGAGAGACACCAGGACAGACGGUUCGUGGUCCUGCUGGGGGUCGUGGUCUUCCUGUGUCUCGGGGAGGAGGAGCAGGACCAGAGUAUGUAAUAAUCCUGCACCUGAAGGGGGCGGAGCUUCCUGCCUGGGCUCAUCCACUCAGAACCAGAACUGCUAAAGACAGGUGUUUUCUACAAGCUUAC
Messenger RNA from Nematolebias whitei (Rio pearlfish), 1852 nucleotides. RefSeq names its product complement component 8, alpha polypeptide (gene c8a). Gene Ontology annotation, molecular function: protein binding. Bases 28 to 1827 code for a protein of 599 amino acids. Gene Ontology annotation, biological process: immune response. Gene Ontology annotation, cellular component: membrane attack complex. The transcript has 11 exons. Lineage: Eukaryota; Metazoa; Chordata; Actinopteri; Cyprinodontiformes; Rivulidae. The record is from RefSeq and is a predicted model, not a curated record.